AUGGCCAGUUCACCUCCAGCCGCCGUGCCGGCCGAGAGCGCGACGACGACGGCAGAUUCACCUGCAGCGGCCGUACAGGCCGAGAGCCCAGCGACGACAACGGCACAAACGCCAACCCCCACCGCAACGGCGCCUCUUGAGCCCGAGGAAGAAGGCAAUGUUGGUGACCUGUUGUGGAAGGAGAUGGACCGACUUGAUCUCGCCCAUGUGAUGAUUGUCAAGGCAACGGGCAGCAAGCUCUUCCAUGCUCCUCUCGAUUGGGACAAGAUCCAAUCGAUCCUUGAUAUCGGAACGGGCACUGGACUUUGGGCUGUUGAAAUGGGCGACAUCUUUGAACGCGCCGAGGUUUACGGGAAUGACUUGAGCGCCAUUCAGCCCCAAUGGGUUCCUCCUAACGUCAGGUUCGAGAUCGACGACGUCGAGAGCCCCUGGGUCGAGGCCAAAAAGUACGACUUCAUCAUGUGCCGAUACAUGACAGCCUCAAUCAUGGACUGGCCCAAGCUGGUUCGCAACAUUUACAACCACCUCAACCCGGGCGGCUGGGUCGAGUUCCUCGAUAUGAACCCGGAAUUCUACUCCGAGGACGGCAGCUACACAAAAGACCACGCCACGUACAAGUGGAACCAGGCUUUCCUGGGCGCCAUCCGGGCCGUCGGACGCGACCCGACCCCCGGUCCGGGGCACGAGGGCCGCGUCCGGGAGGCGGGCUUCAUUAACGUCACGGCGCAGAAGUACAAGGCGCCGCUGACGCCGUGGGCCAAGGACUGGCACUACAAGGACCUGGGCAUGAUGAAUCUGGUCCUGACCAUUGAUGGUCUGGAGGGAUUUUCCAUGAAGAUGUUUACCGAAGUCCUCGGGCGGACGGAGGAGGAUGUCGAAGUGGAGAUCAUGGGCGUGAGGAACGAGUUGAAGGCCAAUCCACCCGUCUUCCACGCUUUGGUUGAAUUGUGA
Colletotrichum fioriniae is the source of this 951-nucleotide messenger RNA. NCBI's taxonomy places the organism in Eukaryota, Fungi, Ascomycota, Sordariomycetes, Glomerellales, Glomerellaceae. The record is from RefSeq and is a predicted model, not a curated record.